Messenger RNA from Plodia interpunctella (Indianmeal moth), 1416 nucleotides. It is a transcript of the gene Gbeta5, whose product is annotated as G protein beta subunit 5. Gene Ontology annotation, cellular component: heterotrimeric G-protein complex; cytoplasm. The coding region runs from base 211 to 1275 and encodes 354 amino acids. The record is from RefSeq and is a predicted model, not a curated record. Gene Ontology annotation, molecular function: protein binding; signaling receptor complex adaptor activity. The transcript is spliced from 8 exons. Gene Ontology annotation, biological process: G protein-coupled receptor signaling pathway; G protein-coupled dopamine receptor signaling pathway. Lineage: Eukaryota; Metazoa; Arthropoda; Insecta; Lepidoptera; Pyralidae.
CUGACAUUAAUUUGAUUGCUUCGGAAGGCAAAGGAUUAUCGAUUAGAAUUUUGGGAUUUUGAUGCCCUAUUUUGAUUAAAGUAAUUUUAGCUGCCUAUGUUAUCUUUCAACUCAUAUUUAUAAUUACACAUGUUCAGAUGCGUCCGAGCUCGUAAAAUGUGGUGAUAGAAAAGAUUACAGUUGGUGCGGGCGAGUAGGGGUUUCCUUGCGAUGGCGGCUGACACGGCGGUGGUCGCGACCCCCGAGGAGACUUUGGAGUCGCUGCUGCGCGAGGCCGAGGCUCUCAAACAGAAGCUAGAGGAGGAGCGCCAGAAACUCAACGAUGUGACCCUGUCGUGUGUUGCGGAGCGGCUGGAGACUAUCAACUUCCCGAACCUGAAGUUACGUCGCGUGCUGAAGGGGCACCAGGCCAAGGUGCUCUGCUCAGACUGGUCGCCUGACAAGCGCCACAUAGUCUCCUCCUCACAGGACGGCAAGGUGAUCGUGUGGGACGCGUUCACGGCCACCAAGGAGAGCACCAUCGCGAUGCCCAGCACCUGGGUCAUGGCCUGCGCGUACGCACCCUCCGGCAACAUGGUCGCGGCCGGCGGCUUGGACAACAAGGUGACCGUGUUCCCCCUGUCGGCGGACGAGGAGCCGCAGACGCGCAAGCGCACAGUGGCGACGCACACGUCCUACAUGUCGUGCUGUCUGUUCCCGCACACGGAGCGCCAGAUCCUGACGGGCAGCGGCGACGGCACCUGCGCGCUUUGGGACGUGGAGUCCGGGCAGCUGCUGCAGAGCUUCCAGGCGCACGCUGCGGACGUGAUGUCGCUGGACCUGGCGCCGUCGGACAUGGGGGACACAUUCGUGAGCGGCGGCUGCGACCGCUCCGUGCUGGUGUGGGACCUGCGCUGCGGCCAGGCCGUGCAGGCGUUCGACACGCACGAGUCGGACGUGAACAGCGUGAAGUAUCACCCGUCCGGGGACUCGCUGGCCUCGGGCGCCGACGACUCCUGCUGCCGCCUGUUCGACCUGCGCGCCGACCGCGAGGUGGCGCGCUACCAGAAGGACAGCAUCAUCUUCGGCGUGAACUCCGUGGAGUGGUCGGUGUCGGGGCGACUGCUGUUCGCAGGCUACAGCGACUACACAGCGUGCGCAUGGGACGCGCUGCGUGCGACGCGCGUGUGCGUGCUGUGCGGGCACGAGCACCGCGUGCAGCGCGUGCAGCUCGCGCCCGACGGCGUCGCGCUCGCCACCGCCUCCUGGGACUGCACGCUCAGGAUUUGGGCGUAAGCGAUAAAUCCAAAGAGCAGUCACCGAUCAGAUCUGACUGGGCUGGGUGUCCCGGCACAGACCAUGUCAUCUCGCCGAUCCCUGACACUUGCGGGGAAGAAUAUCCAGAAAUCCAUAACGAUUGGCCCAAGGCCGCUGUGA